This is a messenger RNA of Miscanthus lutarioriparius, 522 nucleotides long. NCBI's taxonomy places the organism in Eukaryota, Viridiplantae, Streptophyta, Magnoliopsida, Poales, Poaceae. The record is from the annotation of a GenBank genome assembly.
AUGUUACACUGGCCUGAGCAGCCAGUGAAUGUAAUAAUCAAUUGGUUGAAGAGUCACAAUGCAUCAUGGGCUGUUGCUGAUUUUGGCUGUGGCAAUGCAGCAGUUGCAAAAAAUGUGAAGAACGAGGUUUUCUCCAUUGAUCUUGUUUCAGAUGAUCCUUCAUUGAUUGCUUGUGAUAUGGCUCAUACUCCAUUGGAGCCAUCCUCUAUAGAUGUUGCAAUAUUUUGUCUUUCUUUGAUGGGAAUUAACUAUCCAAGUUACUUAGAGGAAGCAAAUAGGGUUCUCAAGCCAAGCGGUUGGCUUGUUAUUGCUGAAGUGCGAAGUAGGCUAGACCCGAACAACGGAGGUGCUGAUCCUGAAAAGUUUUCUAAAGCCAUUGUCCAGCUUGGCUUUUCGCUUGUUUCAAAGGAUGUGAAAAAUAAAAUGUUCAUUCUGUUCUACUUCAGGAAAAAGGAAAAAAGUAAGGUGGCAAAGAGCAUCGAUUGGCCCCAGUUGAAACCGUGCUUGUACAAACGGCGAUGA